This is a messenger RNA of Kuraishia capsulata CBS 1993, 540 nucleotides long. RefSeq lists its product as uncharacterized. Gene Ontology annotation, molecular function: protein binding. The transcript has a single exon. The record is from RefSeq and is a predicted model, not a curated record. Bases 1 to 540 code for a protein of 179 amino acids. Lineage: Eukaryota; Fungi; Ascomycota; Pichiomycetes; Pichiales; Pichiaceae.
AUGGCAGAGAACGAUUCAGGUGCGUCUCUUCAAGAACAGCUGCUAGAAUCCGCCAGGCGAAACAAUGCAGAGCUGUUGGAGUCCAUCAUUGCAAAGGCGGCCGAUUCGGAGGCCCUCGGCAGGCUGAUCAACGAGACAGUUGAUCCUCUGUCUAAUACCGCGCUCCACAUUUGCGCAAAAUACGGAUCGUUUGAAGUCUUGGACAUUUUACUCGAUCAGGAAGGUGUUGAAGUUGAUCCGGUGAAUUUAUUAGAAGGUGAGACGCCGCUGCAUUUGGCAGUGAAAUAUUCCAUCGAAGAACCAGAGCAUGGUGCGUUCGUGGCGGAAACGCUGCUUGAUGCCGGAGCAGAUCCGCGCAUUAAGAACAAAAGUGGACUGAAACCCGUGCAGUUGGUCCACAACAACGACCAGUUGCAGGCUGCGUUGGAAAAUGCAGAAUACACGUUGGCUGCUGAGCUAGAGGGAGAGGUGGAUCAGGCAGAGUUGGUCGAAAAAGAAGGUGAAGAAGGUGAAGGCGAAAGUGCAUCUGAUUCGGAUUAA